GCUGCUGUUGCGGGCAAGGUGGGUGUAAACAGGCAUUGAGAGGAUAGCUGGUGUAACCGUGGGAACCGAGGGCUGCACGGGGUGGACAGGGGAGGACACAUAGUAGGGCGCGCCACAAUCGGGGCAUGUACCUGCUGGAUUUUCCUUGAGUUCCAGUCUCACCUUAUAUCCACAUCGGAUGGUGAAUGAAACCGAUCCGCGUCCAGAACAGACACACUGACAGACAAAGAUGGAAAGUCAAGGCAGCCGCUGUAAGAUCGUGGUGGUCGGAGAUACGCAAUGUGGUAAAACUGCGCUCCUACAUGUUUUUGCGAAGGACUGCUAUCCCGAGAACUAUGUCCCCACCGUUUUUGAAAACUACACGGCGAGUUUUGAAAUCGAAAAACAGAGGAUUGAGUUGAACAUGUGGGACACGUCAGGUUCCUCGUAUUAUGACAACGUGCGGCCGUUGGCCUAUCCUGACUCAGACGCUGUGCUCAUCUGCUUUGACAUCAGUCGCCCAGAGACUCUGGACAGUGUUCUGAAGAAGUGGCAGGGGGAGACCCAGGAGUUCUGUCCCAAUGCCAAGGUGGUUCUGGUGGGUUGUAAGCUGGACAUGAGGACAGACGUGAGCACCCUGAGAGAGCUGUCCAAGCAACGCCUCAUCCCCAUCACACACGAACAGGGUAGUGGGUUGGCCCGUCAGAUAGGUGCGGUAGCCUAUGUGGAGUGCACCUCCAAGGUGUCGGAGAACAGUGUACGGGACGUGUUCCACAUCACCACGCUGGCGUCUGUGCGGCGGCCACAGAAGCCUCAGCUGAAACGCAGCAGCUCCCGCCGGGGCCUCAAACGGGUGUCCCAGCUGCCCCUGCCCCCCCUGCCCGGUCGGACUGAUACCCUGGAUCCUGCCCCUGUCAUACAGAAGGACCGGGCCAAGAGCUGUGUGCUCAUGUAGAGACCCACCAAGACAAAUAUAUAUAUAUAUAUAUAUAUAUAUAUAUAUAUAUAUAUAUAUAUAUAUGUACAUACAUACAGUACAGUAUGAUACACAGAAAUAUAUGACAGAAAGAGGAACUCUAUUUAUUGGUUUUGUUCUGUUAAAUUUUAUUUUAUUUUUUAAAGAAAUCCUCUAUUAUUCUCGUUUUGCACUGCUGAGGAACAAGGACAAAAAAAGCUGUUUACAUUUUAUUUUUUUUGACUGAUGGACGGUGAAGUGGACUGGUUCUCUUGAGAUGAAGUCUCAGGGUGGAGAGAGGAGAGGAGGGAAAUAGGAAGUGCUGCAUGGUCCUGGGGUAGGGUUUGUGGAGUGCACUGACUGGGGGGGAUCAAUCCUUCACACAAGGACGGCACAACAGCCAUCUUUACUGGACGGCUGGAGGCGAAGACUUUCAUUCUGUGGAGAAGGUAGUGGAGGCGUUGAAUCAGGAAGAUGGAACAAGAAACCUCUCAGUGGACAAUGGACAUGGUUGCUGUUGCUAUGCUAUAUUGUGUUGAUACUAGAGGUCGACGAUUAUGAUUUUUCAACGCCGAUACUGAUGCCGAUUAUUGGAGGACCAAAAAAAGCCGAUACCGGUUAAUCGGCCGAUUUAAAAAAAUAUUUGUAAUAAUGACAAUUUCAACAAUCUUGAAUGAACACUUAUUUUAACUUAAUAUAAUACAUCAAUAAAAUGUAUUUACCCUCAAGUAAAUAAUGAAACAUGUUCAAUUUGGUUAAAAUAAUGCAAAAACAAAGUGUUGGAGAAGAAAGUAAAAGUGCAAUAUGUGCUAUGUAAGAAAGCUAACGUUUCAGUUCCUUGCUCAGAACAUGAGAACAUAUGAAAGCUGGUGGUUCAUUUCAACAUGAGUCUUCAAUAUUCCCAGGUAAGAAGUUUUAGGUUGUAGUUAUCAUAGGAAUUAUAGGACUAUUUCCCUCGAUACCAUUUGUAUUUCAUUAACCUUUGACUAUUGGAUGUUCUUAUAGGCACUUUAGUAUUGCCAGUGUAACAGUAUAGCUUCCGUCCCUCUAGUUAGCGCGCGCUAACUAGCUAGCCAUUUCACUUCGGUUACACCAGCCUCAUCUCGGGAGUUGAUAGGCUUGAAGUCAUAAACAGCGCAAUGCUUGACGCACAACGCACAAAAGUGCUGUUUGCAAAACAGUGCUGUUUGCUGGCAAAACGCACGAAAGUGCUGUUUGAAAGAAUGUUUACACGCCUGCUUCUGCCUACCACCACUCAGUCAGAUACUUGUAUGCUUGUAUGCUCAGUCAGAUUAUAUGCAACGCAGGGCACGCUAGAUAAUAUCUAGUAAUAUCAUCAACCAUGUGUAGUUAACUAGUGAUUAUGAUUGAUUAUUUUUUAUAAGAUAAGUUUAAUGCUAGCUAGCAACUUACCUUGGCUUACUGCAUUCGCGUAACAGGCAGUCUCCUUGUGGAGUGCAACGAGAGAGAGGCAGGUCGUUAUUGCGUUGGACUAGUUAACUGUAAGGUUGCAAGAUUGGAUCCCCCGAGCUGACAAGGUGAAAAUCUGUCGUUCUGCCCCUGAACAAGGAAGUUAACCCACCGUUCCUAGGCCGUCAUUGAAAAUAAGAAUGUGUUCUUAACUGACUUGCCUAGUUAAAUAAAGGUAUAACAUUUUAAAAUGUAAAUAUCGGCGCCCAAAAUACAGAUUUCUGAUUGUUAUGAAAACUUGAAAUCGGCCCUAAUUAAUCGGCCAUUCCGAUUAAUCGGUCGACCUCUAGUUGAUACUUCCUGUUGCCAUAUAUGAGAAUAGAAACGUGUAAAAAAAAAAAUGCUGAAAAGGGACUCUUAUUGAGUGGGUAAAUGAUGGGAGUAGGUCAGACAGACAGAAAUACAGUAGUCAGUUUGACAUUGCUUUUGUAACCAGACAGAGUUAACAACAUGAAGAAUGUGUGGAGUUUUCCUCAGAUCAUUCGAACCACAAGUGCUUUCUAGAAAAAAAGUCACUUUACAUAUCUGUUUUCGUAAUAAUUUAACACUAUUCAAUGCGUCAACUCAGAUCAUGUCAACUUGAUUCACUGAAGCUAUUGCUGUUGUCGUUAUGUUAAGAUGUUACUUUGUGGGAAAUUUAGCGGUAAAAUGUUAGGGCUAUUUUACUGUAUUUUCACAUACUCUAAAAGUCUCAAAUAAAGCAACAGCUUGACUGUAGGGAGAAGAGACUUCCUCUCUGACCCAUGUCUCUUCAUUGUGUUUGAGAAGACAUCAGUGCUGUCAGUCACUAACAUUACAUACAGUGCUGCUUAAAAGUAUGUCAACCCCUUGUGCAAAUACAGAUUUUUAAAUACAUGUUUUUGCCAUGAAAUCUUCAUUUAAUCAGAACUAGUAUUUUUGAUCUGACAUAUGUUGGUGUAGAGAAAAGCAUGCAUGCAGUGGAAGAACAAAAUGAAAAAAGAAUUACUGCAGGUGCAAAAAUAAGUGAACCCCAGGUUGCAUUGGUUAAAUCAAGCAGGUAGGUAGAAUCUGGUGGGUAAACAAUUGGGUACCACAUGAACCAAUCAAAAGGAGAGAUCGUUAGGAAAGAGUUAGGGCGGGAUUCUGGUCAGUUUGGUGUUACCCAUCCCGGUGAAUGCAAAGCACACCAUGCGGAGAGGAAAGGAGAUCUCAGAGGACAUCAGGACGAGGGUAGUGAGAGCACAUCAGUCUGGGGUUAUAAAAUCCUCUCAAAAGGUUUUGAGCUCCAUCAGUCCACUGUUCUGCAAAUUUACAAAUGGAGAGCAUUUAACAUGACAGCAACUCGGCCUAGAAGUGGACGCCCUUCCAAAAUAUCCCCAAGAGCCACCAGAACAACAAAAAAAUUAUGUGAAAGCCAACCCAAACAUAACUUCUAGAGAUUUGCAGACCUCCCUUGUUGCAUCUCAGGUAACAUGCUUCAACAAUAAGAACACUGAAUCAAAAUGCUAUUGAUGGGUGGGUUGCUCGGAAGAAGCCUCUGCUGCUAAAAAAGAACCAAAUUGCCUGUCUUAACUAUGCCAGAGACCACCUGGACAAACAUGAAGGUUUCUGGAAGUCCAUUCUCUGGACCCAUGAGUCCAAAAUUGACCUUUUUGGUCACAAUCGACACCGCUAGGUUUGGCGAAAACCCAACACUGCCUACCACCAAAAGAACCUUAUCCCAACAGUCAAGCAUGGUGGUGGGAAUGUUAAGAUCUGGGGCUGCUUUUCCUCCACUGGACCUGGACGACUCCACAUAAUUAAGGGAACCAUGAAUUCUGAGGUAUACCAGGAGAUUCUUGAACAGAACGUCAGGCCGUCAGUCAAGGAGCUAAAGCUGGGUCGAAAAUGGGUCUUCCAACGAGACAACGACCCAAAGCAUUCAAGCAAAUCUUCCAAAGAAUGGCUCAGCAGAAAGAAGAUUUGUGUUUUGGAUUGGCCAAGUCAAAGUCCUGACCUAAGUCCAAUUGAGAUGCUGUGGCAAUACCUGAAGUGGGCAUGCCAGACACCCCUCAAACCAAACUUGGCUGAGUUCUGUAAGGAGGAGUGGGCAAAAAUCCCUAAAAACAGAUGUCAGAGACUGACUGACUGGCUAUAGGUGAUGUUUACUCCAAGUUAUCGCUGCUAGUGGAGGUGCCACAAGCUAUUGACUGAAGGGGUUCACAUAUUUUUGGACACAUCAAAUCUGAGUUUCUGUUAAAUAAACCACUUUUGUUAAAUAAACAAUGAAAAUAUUUUUGUUUGUUUGUUUCUGUCAUUUACUUGGAAUGUCUUUAUUACGAAUUGGGAUUUAGAUAAGGAUUUGAUGUAUGUUUUAUACCAAAAUAAUGACCG
Messenger RNA from Oncorhynchus kisutch (coho salmon), 4738 nucleotides. RefSeq names its product rho-related GTP-binding protein RhoN-like. NCBI's taxonomy places the organism in Eukaryota, Metazoa, Chordata, Actinopteri, Salmoniformes, Salmonidae. Gene Ontology annotation, biological process: small GTPase-mediated signal transduction. The transcript has 5 exons. The record is from RefSeq and is a predicted model, not a curated record. Gene Ontology annotation, molecular function: GTP binding; GTPase activity. Bases 230 to 934 code for a protein of 234 amino acids.